Molecule: messenger RNA, 3579 nt
Organism: Cheilinus undulatus (humphead wrasse)
Lineage: Eukaryota; Metazoa; Chordata; Actinopteri; Labriformes; Labridae
Gene: aprt
Product: adenine phosphoribosyltransferase
Exons: 5
Coding region: 68-601 (177 amino acids)
Biological process (GO): AMP salvage; adenine salvage
Cellular component (GO): cytoplasm
Molecular function (GO): adenine phosphoribosyltransferase activity; adenine binding; AMP binding
Source: RefSeq, a predicted model, not a curated record
GAGGAAAAAUGAGAGGGAGCAGUCAGAAGAGAGCAUUCCGGUGAUACAGUUAGUACAGUUAGGAAGAAUGGAGUCCAGACUAGAGCUGGUCCGAUCCCACAUUCGGGCUUUUCCGGACUUUCCAAAGAAAGGAAUCAUGUUCAGAGAUAUCUGUCCCAUCCUGAAGGAUCCAGCCGCUCUGACAGCAGUCAUUGAUCUGUUUGAAGAGCAGGUGAGGCGGAAUUACCAGAAUGUUGAUCUGAUCGUAGGUUUAGAUGCUCGGGGUUUUCUGUUUGGGCCCUUGCUUGCUCAGCGGCUUGGUGUUGGCUUUGUCUUAGUCAGAAAGAAAGGGAAACUCCCUGGAGCCACUGUGUCUGUGGCAUAUGAUCUGGAGUAUGGGAAGGCCGAGGCUGAGAUCCAGGAGGAUGCAGUAGCUCCAGGACAGAAGGUCCUGCUCAUUGAUGACCUCCUGGCCACUGGAGGGACUUUGUUUGCUGCAUGUGAGCUGAUGAGGAAGCAGCAAGCGGAGGUUUUGGGCUGCUUGGUGGUCAUUGAGCUCAAAGAGCUGAAUGGUGCAGAAAAACUGAAACCAAACAGCAUUUUCUCCCUGGUACAGUACUGAGGACCACCACAGCUGCCUUUUCACUCAGGUGUUUUCCAUCGCCUCACCAUUAUCUUUUAACUCAUGUAACAUUUAAUGUUGUGCAAUUUGUACAUGUUUUUGUCUCAAAAUAUCAGUCUGGUAAUGCUUUUAUUUUAAAGGGGAAACUCUGUUGUUUGAUGAAACCCUCAUUCUGAACUUGCAGGGUACAAAAUUCAGCAGCAAGCUUCAGGAUUAACCUCCUUCAACCCUUUUCAUAUCCAUGAUUUCGGCUCAUGGCACAAAUUACCAUAAAAGGCUGCACAAGUAUGAGUGUUGAGCUUAUUUGACUCACACACAGUAGCUUCAGUUCCUCUGUUGAAAAGCAUUCUUCAGUAGAGGCAUAAAACGGUUUUGUCUGCAAUUAUGAUUCUGAAUGAGGCUUGCUGUUGGAAAUGUUUUAAAAUAUGCUUCCUGCUGAUUUUGAAGUCACCUAGUUAGGCGACUCCACCACAAGAGGGCACAAGAGGAUUGGAGGUCCUGAGAGGAGCCGGCAGGGGGUUCAAGUGAGGCAAAGAAACAUUAUUACUGCCACAUUAUCGCCACACAAAUUCACCUUAUUGGAUAGAUAUUUGUACCUGUCAUAUGUAUAUUGAAGAAAAAACUCACUAGGUAUCGGCAUUUGAGUAAAUUUGAGCUUAUAAAGCAGAUAUCAUAAACUUAAUUUGUGCAAGGGCCAGAUUUUGUCUUGACAGAGGCUGUGUGGGCCGGACUUUCAAAUAAAUUUAACAGAAAUACAUAAUUUGGGUGUGAAUCACAAAGUAUAUGUAUUUAUUUAAAAAUGUACUUAAUCUUAAGCACUGACAGUGAGGUCAGUCCCAACAACAGCCAGCCAAAGGGGGAUGAUCCAGAUAAUUUGCCUACAUAUGUCUGGGGCUCUAUGCUGAUAUGGUGGCUUUGAUUGCUAAUAAACACAUGCAUUGAUUCUCAAGCACUGGAAAUAGCUUUCUCCAAGAGUCUGGAGUUAAAUGUCAACACAGAAAACUGCAGAUUUAACUAGACAAAAAUGCCUUUUCUAAUGGAAUAAUAAUGGAAUAGAAUAGUAGAAAACAUUGCUGAAAAUAGCUGUAAUAGUAUAAAUAAUACCCAAAAAUGGCAUGAAAAUUUGUUAAUCUUUAAUAGCUCCAUAAUAUUUAUAAUGUGAUUCUUAAGUUUUAUCCACAUUUUAAAGCAAGAAUGAAAUAUGUCUGUAUGUGGAUGUAAGCUAAAGUUAUAAGCUUUACAAGAUAGAGAAUUGGAAAAGUUUUCCCAUUUGAAAUAAUGUAAAUAUUUUUGAGAAAAGGCUGAAUAGUUGGAAAAAUAUAAAUAGCAAAACCUGACAAGUUUAAUGGUGAAAUAGUUAAAAUAACAUAAGAAUAGCCAAAGUUAUAAUCAGUUGAAGAAAGUGCAUUUUGUGGAAUUUUCCCAUCUGUUUAACAUUGUUUAAAUAAAGUUAAAAAAAAAACAAUAAGUAUAAAAGUUAGAAAUGUGAAAAAUCAAAGCUAUCAACCCUUUAAGAAGCCUAAAUUAAUAAAGUUUGAAUGGUCUUAAUACAAUAAAGUGUAAAGGCAUAGAUAGCCCACACAGACAAAUAAAAAUGGCCGACACAAAGAGCAACAGUGUGGAUGCUGACUCAGCAUCCCCACUGAUCAGGACUGGACUGAUAAGAGUGUGUUUAUCAUGCUCUAUAGUUAGCUAUUGAAGCUGACAGGUGGAUUUCUGGGGAAAAAAAAUCCAUCAACCAUCGAGCCAUUCCUGAUAAAACUGUUGCAACUUGAUUGUUUUGGGAUUGAUUUGAUAGCUGUAUGGACUUAAGAACAAAAGAUACUCUUAAAAACCACAUCAUCAUCUUUUCCUGCUAACAUUUUCUGAAUGUUAUCAUUUCUGGGGGUCCUGACAUGGCCCUGGGGCCACCAGCUGAUGAUCGCUGUAUAAACUCAACAGAAGGGCCGCCAUGUUUUGGUCUGCACUGGUAGUGUGACGUCACGUGGCCGGGGCACUCCUCAGCUCACUAUGCCUAAACCUGAUAAAUAAUAAUAUUUAAAUUUAAAACUUUAAAACUUAACUUUUCUGACUGAACGCCUCAGUGAGGGUUGCAGCUCACGCUGAUGUGAGAGUCAGUCCUCGGUCAAAAUAGGCAGGAAAAUAAUAAAAAGGGAGCCAUAUUUACUUUGUUGUACAUCCACAUUGGUAGAAAAGGUUUGAAAUCUGUUCCCAUUAAACCUGAUAAAGGCCAUGAGCUAAAGUCUGUUUAAUAAAGUUCUUCAAAAUUAUUUUUCGUGAAACUUUCUGCACAGAUAAAGAUGAACACAAUACAAUAGCACUUCUGGUUUGUGCUUUUCAAAGUAAAAGCCCACUUGAGCAUUUUUUUUGUAGAAACUCCCUUCGGUUGUACAAAAUACUUUUGUUUUGAAAAGCUCCUAGGAAGGUUCCAUUAUACACUAGAUGAAGUCACUUGUAUGGAGGUUUAUUGAGGUAAAACUUGGCAGGGAUGGUGAACACAUGUAGCAGCAGCAAGCAGCCUGUCAUGUCAAAUUUAGUCAAAAUGUAGAUAUCCUGAGUUUUUGAUUCAAUAUACAUAAUAGAAAUAUAAAUAUCUAUUCAUUGAAUUUGUCUGAUCAUGUUGGGAUCCUUUGAAGGAGUUUUUAUUCAUCUCAACUUUUAUAGUCUUACAUCUAAUACUGGGAUCUAUUUUUGCAUUUAUUGCCAAAGCAUGGUAAGCAGGUAUGAGGAAUGGAAGUAUGGGUUAAAUGAAGCAUUUUGUUUGCUGCAGACUCAGAGACCAAAUGUUUUCUUACUGCUACAUUUUAUUUCAUUACAUCAUCAAAAUUAAGUUUUUGCUUUAAAAGUGUCUGAACAUUUCUCUGGGACUUGAGGUUUAGCAGUGGUGUUACUUAUGUGAUCAUUAGAAUUAUCCUGUUAUGCUGGCUGAACCACAAAAUAUAAAUCACGUUCUGAAUAAACUCAAGUUAUCUUCACUG